Pygocentrus nattereri (red-bellied piranha) is the source of this 2576-nucleotide messenger RNA. RefSeq lists its product as uncharacterized. The record is from RefSeq and is a predicted model, not a curated record. The coding region runs from base 155 to 949 and encodes 264 amino acids. The transcript has 3 exons. Lineage: Eukaryota; Metazoa; Chordata; Actinopteri; Characiformes; Serrasalmidae.
GGCCUCUGAUCUGAGACGUCAUCCUGCGGUACAUGAGAAGGUAAAUGCAAACGAAAGUGAAAGGAAAGCUGUAUAUACGGGGUCUUCCUCGCCCUCCUUCACAUCCCAGCCAAGCUGAGAAGAUUCAGGACGUCUGCGAACAUCUCAGCCCAUCAUGGUGUGGACAGGUGUGCUGAAGGCAGCGCUCCUCCUCUCUCUGCUCUCUUCAGGAAUCAGGGAUGUUGAAGGCUUGGAACCUGUAGACCUGACCGCACUGCAGCACAUAGUCAGGGUGAUCAAUGUGCAUGCCAACCCAGCAGUAUCUCAAGUGGUACCUGCAUCUGGACCAGGAUCAGGUCCUCGAGAAGACGUUCAGUAUGGUAUGGCAGUGAGGAUCACAAAAAAUCAGUGUCUACAAGGUUUUGAUGGCCAGGGUCUUGAACCUCUUAAAAAGGAAGUUGGUGAAUUCAAGAACACCCUGAACACUAAAGAUGUGUAUGAAGGACAAAUGGUCAUUGCUGCCAAACCUCAGAAUCAGAAACAUUCAGAGUACCGGCUGUUAAUAGAAAAUAAAGGGAUGGUCAUAAAAAAAUUGCUAGAGAGCAGAGAGGGAAGAAAUGAUGAAGACUGUGUAAUCUUUUACACCUACAACUCCCCCUGUUUGAAAACAUGCCUCAAUGAAGAGGAAGAUAAUAAGAAAAAAGAGAGGGAUGCAAAACGAAAAAAUCCUAAAGAAACGUACAGGUGUAUUUAUUCUGCUCUUGAUGUCUUUAAUGAGCAUCACGGCCCAAAGGCUUUGGUUUUCUCUCAGAUCUACAGAGAAGACAUGAACAAGAUCGAGCUGUCAGAGUGCUUAAGCAAAAUCGCAGUUCGGAUUCCUCUGUAUCAGUGUGAUAAUAACAAUAGGUGUAGGCGCUGUGAGCAGGAUAAUCAAUACUGUACAGGUGCAGGUGCGGAUCUGGCUGGAUAAACCGGUGCUCAUCUGAUCUGAUGAUUACCUGAUUAAACGCCACAUCCAGCGAUGAUGAACAGACCUGCUUUGGUUCAGUUAGCAGUAUUAGCAAUAUUAGCUUUCUUCAAGUAUUAAGACAUUGAUUAUCCUGGCUCCAUAUUAUCUGUGACGUGUUUCCUAUAUGAGCGACUCCCUCACUCAAGCUCAAAGAAAUUCAACAUUACAGCCAUAUGCCACAGUUUGAACACCCUGUUCAAAUGGUAUGGUGUUGAUUUUCUGGGUGAAAAAAACUUAACACAAUUUCUACAGAGAACACACUUAAAUGUUUGCACUUUUCUGCGAAUUUUAGUGCACAAUUUCUACUUUAACAUGGGGAAAAAAAUACAAUGUAAAAUAUAGUAUAACAUUUGCUUAGGCCACAUUUUAUGCUAUAUUUUCCCCCAUACGUUUUCAAAUUCAACAAAUAAACAGUACUUGUGCAUUAAAAAUGGAUAGUCUAGAGGAUGUUAGCUUAUUUUCACUCAAAUCAACAAGGUGUCAUUUGACCAGGGUGCCCAAACUUUUGCACAGGACCAUACUUUAAAGCCUUAUCUUAUAUUCUAUACAGUGCCAAUAAAGAUUCAUUAGCAUCUCAGUCGGGAACCUGGAUCAGCAUCAUUUUUACACAGCAUUUCUUGAGUUAACUAAAAUUCAUCCAACUCAAACUUCAUAGUUUAGUCAAAAGUUCUCACAUUUUUAGUUCUGUUUGGCAAACAAUAGCUUUUUUCAUAGCUACCUUACCUAGCUUGGAUCAUUACACAGUCCCACCAGGCACUUUGUUCUCUUUGGCUUCCACUUAUGGAUGGCUGUGGCAACGCUGGGUUUUAAACUGGUGUGGUUAAUGUUUAGACAGUAUCACCACAUGUCAGUUUUUAAAGUUGAAACAGCUGUAGGGAUACAGAAAACAUGAGAAAGGUCAGGACCUCUCAAGUGGUGUAGCCGUCUAAGCCUUGAUAUAAGGAGAUCACGAGUUUGAACCCCAGUGAUGCCACAGCCAUCUCUAUGUGGGAGCCCAAGAGGAGAAAAUGGCUGGUGUGUGAUGAAAAAGAAUCUCAGUCUUUUUUGUUUAGUUAACCUGUUAGGAGAACCGCAGACUAGACCAAGACGUAUGAGUUGGUGUCCUAAGUUGAGUUAACUUAUGAAAUGCUACGUAGUACGACACCUUAUUUAGUUUUUUACAGUGCAGAUGAACGUUUGCUGACAGAAACUCACAGAAGCCAAUGAGAAGCGUUUGAAGUAAAUGACCAUGUAACACUAAUUCACAAGUGCUGUUGUCAAAUUUGAAGAAUUCAUGAAUGUCUUCUACAAAACCUGUUUCAUAUAAAUGUUUACUGACUAAAUUCAGCACUAGGUCUUUAUUUGUAAGUGAGUGAAGUUGUCAUGGUAUUCGACCGUACACUAUGAAUGCAGCAGAUCCUUUUACCACAUAUGUCACAUUAAAGUAAAUGAAAUGUGGAACUGUUGACAUUGUAAAACAGUUGACUUUCACAUUAUAUAGAACACUAUGUUAUAUCUGCUUGCUCUGUAUUAGUAAUGUAUAUCAGGAGCUCAUGCUUUGCCAAUAUGUUACUCAUUAAACUCAAUAAAUACAGCAUUGAUCACAGUU